AAACAACAUGCAACAACUUCAGUUCAUAUCUUUUAUUAAUCACAAUUCUCACUUGUGUUUAAUUUUCUGUAACAGUCUAACUACAGGACCUGUUCAUUACAGGGAGAAACAUUUCUGAACAGAGUGAGACAUCUUGCUUUUUAAAAAAUCUUUGUCCUCAACUUUGACUCCAUGGUGACGUCAUGUAUUUAAAGGGCCAGUGUCAGACUUAAAACCGAGCUGCUAUAUUUUAAUUCUAUAGAUUAAAACUCAGAUUUACAGCAAAUUGUUGUAUUGUUUUGUUCAAAGCUUUUGAAUAUUACUGUGAACUGUAACACUCACGAAGAGACGAUUUUUACUUUGUUAACACACAUGUUUUGGUCAUAUUGAAAAAGGGGAGGGCAGCUGAAAACAAGAAUUUACUGUAAAUAUACAUAUAUAUGCUGUAUAUCAUCUGUCUGUUUAUCUGUGGACUUUGAAAAGUGCUGCUUAAAUUCAAUGUGUUAUUAUUAAUAUCAUAUCUGUCUGUUGAACAUCACUGCUGCUGAUGAACAGUAACAGAUGAAUCUGGUUCUCGUUGGUCCGGUUCUCCUCCUGGUUCUGGUUCUGGUGCAGAACCUGCAGGACACUGAUGUUUUCAGGAUCCUUCAUCUUGUUUCUUAUGCGACGUCAUAAUAACAGUGAUUGUUCCAGUGAACUGAUCCGCUGGAGCAACAGGACACAUCUUCCUCUUCGUCCUCAGCUACAUCACCGACGCCUCCUCCUCCUCCUCCUCCUCUUCCUCCACCUCUCCCCUCCUCCGUCACCGUCGGUCUCCUGGUGCGUAGCGGGGCCGUGAUCCAUCCCGGGCUGUUCGGAGCUAGUUAAAGACUUGACAGGACGAAGGUUUCUCUCUCUCCAGACAUGCAGAAGGUGGAGGGACGGGGAACCCCGGCCAACCUGCCGUCCUCCAGGGGCCCCAGCACCCCGGCCCCCGGGUCUCCUGCCACGGGCAUCGUGGCUCGGGUGAACGACCAGGUCGUGGGCUACAGGGACCUGGCGGCGCUGCCCAGAGAUAAAUCCAUCCUGCAGGUGGAGCGACCCGACCUGAUGACGUACCAGCCGCAUCUCACCUUCUCCCCACUCGACCCGCCACGCAGAGAGCGAUCGCUCUCUCCUCCCUCCACGUCUCCCACCAGAUGUCCUGAGGUGAAAGAACGCAGAGCAGAGAGUGACAGUGGUUCUCCAGGAGGAUCUUCACUGCAGCUCAACGCAGGACGCAAGAUCAGUGCCAGUCUGCAGCACUUCCACCGACCAGACAUCGGGACCAACAUCUACAGGAAACCUCCGAUCUACAAACAGGAUGCUGGUAAACAUCUGGAGGGCAGCGGCGUCAUUCGCUCCGCAAAGUUUCCAGCGGCUCAGCCACCGGAUCCCAACCAGCCGUCCAAGAUCGAGACCGAGUACUGGCCCUGCCCGCCCUCGCUGGCUGCCAUGGAGAUCGAGUGGAGGAAGAAGAAGCUGCCAGAGGAAGAUGAGUUUGAGGAUCUGACAGAAGAAGCUCAGACGCUUCAGGAGCAGGAGCUGGAGAAGAUCAAGUCGAACAUGGGUCGCCUGAUCCUGAAGGAGGAGAAGGAAAAGGCCGUUCACGUUCGGAGGAAGACUCAGUCGCUGCCGGACAGAACUCACCUGCACACCAGUUUGUCAGCGACUGCGACAAAGUCUCCAUCCCACUCGAGCUCCGGUCUGACCAGAAUGCAGUCGGCAGAGUUUUCCACAGACGCAGACAAAGGCCGCUCAGCUGCUCAGAACGGAGACGCUCGCAGGGAGAGGAUGGACCGAGGAAACUCUCUGCCCAGUAUCCUGGAGCAGAAGGUGUAUCCCUACGAAGCGCUGAUCGUGACCCACAGGGGGCGCUGCAAGCUGCCGCCAGGAGUCGACCGCACGCGACUGGAGAGACACCUGGCACCGGAGGACUUUGAGCGGGUGCUCGGGAUGCCGAUGGCCGAGUUCGACCGCCUCUCGUUGUGGAAGCGCAAUGAACUGAAGAAGAAGGUGUUGCUGUUCUAACAGGAAGUGAAAGAGGAGGAGGAGAACCAGGACGUAACAGCGGACGUCCAGAACUUGUCACGUUUGUCCACGCAAACAGGUCGUCCAUCUCACUAACCAAUCACGUCCCUGGAGGAGCAGCGACCAGACGCAGUGUUUCCUGAUGAACCUCUGACUAACCUACUGACGCACUGACACUCACACACGUUACACACUGUGCUGCACUUAUAAUCACUGCUCGCACAUCACACGUCCACCCAUCACCUUCAUCAUCAUCAUCAUCAUCAUCAUCGUCACCGUCAUCAUCAUCAUCGUCAUCAUCGUCAUGCAGCUGUUUGGUUCCAGGAGUUAAACCGGACGUCUGUCACGUCAGAUUAGCAUGUUAGCAGCCGACUCUGGGUUUAACUCUGGUGUCAUGAAGCUCGUUCACUUUUCAAAACCUGCCUGGUCCAAACACAUCACUGGAAAAUGAGGUCAUCGUUUCGACAGAGUUAAUAACGACCAGUGUCACGUUCUUCCUUGUUCACGCUGUUACUUCCUGUGACAGAGCGACGUACGUCUGCUAACGCCGCCGCGGCUAAACUCGCCUUUGUGGUCACGUGUUCACGUAAACAACCAGAUGCAUCGAGAGCGUAACUGUUAUUCACAGUAUUCCACUAGAGGGCAGCCCAGAACUCCUCAUCCUCUCUGCACCAUCGUGACGAGUGUCUGCCGCUACACUGCCCCCUACUGUUCACGAGCGUAUUGCACGUUGCUAAGGAUGUUGAUGGUGGAACUCGCUCAUUGGUUGGCCGUGCGCUGGUCGCGUGUAGCUAACAAAACAACAAAACUAAUCGAUUUCAUUUCCGCAACAAAACUACUUGAGUAGUUUGUUGGAAAACUAAACAAAUCGGUUCCACAGGUUUCAGGGAAAACAGCAACGGAGAACUACUGCCGACGUCACUGCCCCCACAGGUCACGUGCUGAAUUGCACCUCAGAGUAUUUUAACUAACAUCAAAUCAAUCACAACCAUUAACCAUCUGCAUUAGCCUGGAAGAGGUGGUCCAAACCACGCCCCCUUUUGACCAUAUUUGGAACUUCCUUCUCGUCGGCAGCUGGAUCAGCGGCCUGUACAGACUGUUACGUACGGAAAGCCGACAGGCUCACAAAUCAGACACAGCAGGAUGUGAUGUGAGCAGCUCGGAGGAAUCGACGCGUCACUGGAAUGAAAAGGUAAAAAUGUAUUUUGAAUAAAAUUGAAGUGUUCUGUGUGAACCGCUUCAUGACACCUGGAACUCAAACAGUCGUCCGAUGCGUUUCUCGACUUGGUUGAUUGACAGCUGAUCGAUGUCACAUAUUCAACAUGUAACUUUAUUAUGGAAUAUAUUCAUGAUGUGGAGCUUUAUUUAUUUGAUGAUUGUACAUUUUGCUGCCAGUUGAAAACAUUAUUUUUGCUGUACAGGUGUUUGUUUUUUAUUUUAAUGAGUGCACGCUGAUGACAUCAUCCCUCACGUUUACUCGCCGCCGACAUGUUUCCCACUAAUCUCAUCCAGACAUUUUAAAGGAAUACUAAUCAACACGGUCGCGUCUGCAUCGGAUCGUGUCUCCGGGUAGAAAAACUUCUGCCUCUGACUUUCUGCUGGCGACACAUUUAAACAUCCAGUCGUCUGUGUUUCUGUCGUACGAUGAAAAGAAUCAAAUAAAUCAGAUACAAAUAUCA
Scophthalmus maximus (turbot) is the source of this 3707-nucleotide messenger RNA. It is a transcript of the gene dmtn, whose product is annotated as dematin actin binding protein. Lineage: Eukaryota; Metazoa; Chordata; Actinopteri; Pleuronectiformes; Scophthalmidae. The transcript has 16 exons. Gene Ontology annotation, cellular component: actin cytoskeleton; plasma membrane. The coding region runs from base 883 to 2028 and encodes 381 amino acids. Gene Ontology annotation, biological process: actin filament bundle assembly; lamellipodium assembly; cytoskeleton organization. The record is from RefSeq and is a predicted model, not a curated record. Gene Ontology annotation, molecular function: actin filament binding.